Molecule: messenger RNA, 5202 nt
Organism: Cydia fagiglandana
Lineage: Eukaryota; Metazoa; Arthropoda; Insecta; Lepidoptera; Tortricidae
Product: long-chain fatty acid transport protein 4-like
Exons: 12
Coding region: 309-2246 (645 amino acids)
Biological process (GO): triglyceride homeostasis
Cellular component (GO): endoplasmic reticulum
Molecular function (GO): long-chain fatty acid-CoA ligase activity; long-chain fatty acid transmembrane transporter activity
Source: RefSeq, a predicted model, not a curated record
AAUAGGUAUGUCAUGUAGUGUCGGUUUCCUGUAAAAAAUUGCAAUAGUGUAUUAGUUUGAAUAACGCCGGUAUUGUUAUCUUGCGGCAAGGAUCAGCUGUUGUCGGCGCAUGUGCAGCUGCGAGGGGAGCUCCGGCCCCGGCUCGCCAUUGACGCGCGGCCGCCCGAGGCGCUCACACGGUGGUGUCGGCGCGCAUUAUAACGGCGAAAUUUGUGUCGAUGGACGCGCAUCAAACGGUGUGAUCGGUCGCUCCGGCAGUGCGUUACUAGUGUAUAAUAGUCGCGUGGCCUAUUGGGAUCGUCGCCAGCAUGGACGCGGUGCUGGCAGCGCUUGUAGCGCUCAUGGCACUGGCCGCCGCGAUGGCCGCCGUGCUGAGCACGCUCUCCAAAGCCGCGAUUUUCGCUCUCCUGGCGAUCGCGCCCUGUGUAUACCGGUACAGGAAACGCAUUUACGUAAUCGUCAAGACUCUACCCCGGGAUCUCAAAUUCUUGUGCCGCUAUGUGAAAGGCAUCGUCCGACAGAAGAUAUGGGGGCUACAGGAUGCCACGGUCGCGGGGCUGUUUACAAAACGCGCGGCGCUCAUGCCCGACGCGCCCUGCUUCAUUGUCGUCGGAGACCGCACCUGGACCUACAAAGAGAUGGCUGCCAAAUCUAACCAAGUGUCACGCGUGAUGCAAGAGCACGUCGGUCUGAAGCGCGGCGACGUGGUGUGCGUGUUCAUGCCCAACUGCGGCGAGUACGUGUGGACGUGGCUCGGCAUGGCCAAGCUCGGCGCCGUGUCCGCGCUCAUCAACAGCAACCUGCGCCACAAGCCGCUGCUGCACUGCAUCCAGGUCGCCAAGGCCAAGGCCAUCGUGUUCUCCGACCAGAUGGCGGACGCCGUGGCCGAGGUCCGCAGCCAGCUGCCGGUCGACAUGAAGCUGUUCCAGUUGUACGGCACGCCAGCGCCCGGCGUGCUGGACUUCGGCGCGGAGAUGGAGCGCCAGCCGCCCGACUACCCGCUGGUCACUGACCCGCCGCACUACAAGGACACGCUGCUCUACAUCUACACUUCGGGCACGACUGGCAUGCCGAAGGCUGCCGUGCUGCCUAAUUCCAAAUACCUUCUAAUCGUGCUGGCAACAGUGCACAUGCUGGGUCUGAAGUGGUGGGACCGCAUGUACAACCCGCUGCCGAUGUACCACACGGCGGGCGGCGUGGUGGGCACGGGCGCGGCGCUGGUCGAGGGCAUCCCGUCCGUCAUCCGGCCCCGGUUCUCCGCGUCCAACUACUGGACUGACUGUAUCAACUAUCAGUGCACGGUGGCGCAGUACAUCGGCGAGAUGUGCCGCUACCUGCUGGCGCAGCCGCCGCGGCCGACCGACGCGCAGCACCGCGUGCGCAUCAUGGUGGGCAACGGCAUGCGCCCGGCCAUCUGGCAGAACAUCGUUGACAGGUUCAAAGUGCCCCAGAUAAACGAAAUUUACGGCGCGACGGAGGGCAACGCCAACAUAAUAAACGUGGACAACACAGUGGGCGCGGUGGGGUUCCUGCCGAAGCUGCUGCCGGCGAGCGCGCUGCCCAUCGCCGUGGUGCGCGUCGACGAGCAGGGCGCGCUGGUGCGCGGCCCCGACGGCUUCUGCAUCCGCUGCGACCCGGGCGAAACGGGCAUGUUCAUCGGUCUCAUUGCUCAGGGGAACGCUUCGAGGGAAUAUUACGGUUACGUCGACAAGACCGACAGCAACAAGAAGCUGGAACGCGACGUGUUCCGAAAGGGCGACGCGGCGUUCGUGAGCGGCGACCUCCUGGUGGGCGACGAGCUGGGCUACCUGUACUUCCGCGACCGCACCGGCGACACCUACCGCUGGAAGGGCGAGAACGUGUCCACGGGCGAGGUGGAGAACGCGCUUAGCGCCAGCCCCGCGCUCGGCAACAGGGAGGUCGUGGUGUACGGCGUGUCGAUUCCCGCGAACGAGGGUCGGGCGGGCAUGGCGGCGGUGGCGGACCCGGCGCGCGCGGUGGCGCUGGCGCGGCUGGCGCGCGACGUGGACGACGCGCUGCCCUCCUACGCGCGCCCGCUCUUCCUGCGCCUCGUCGACGACAUCGACGUCACCAGCACAUUCAAACUAAAGAAGCUGCAGUACCAGAAGGAGGGCUUCGACCCGGACGUGAUCCGGGAGCCGCUGUACUUCCGCGCCGGCGCCGAGUUCGUGCCCAUCACCUCCGAGCUCUUCAAGGACAUCUGCAGCGGCCGCGUCAAGCUCUAGACGGCCGCCCCACAACCCACGCGAGGGAAACGUGCGUUUACAGCACGCGUGAGAUUGACGCACACAACAUUGGGCUAUGAGCGCGCGUAUGAAAGCGAUAAAUGUUAUACUUAGUUUGUUAGUGUGGAUAUGUACGGGGUAUUGGUUGCAUUUUUAUCAGUUAAUGGUGUUAUAUAUUUGCCACUAGAGCAGCGGUCGGCAACCAGCGGCCCGCGGGGGCCGCAUGCGGCUUGCAAACUUCUCACUUGCGUCUCGCGAGCCUCCCUGGCUAUUUCGUAUGUAAUAUUGAUAAACGGCAAUGUCCGAUAAAAUUAUAAACAUUAACAAAGUGCGGCCCGCGUCAACUUCGUUAACUACUAUGUGGCCCUUGGCUGCUAAAUGGUUGCCGACCGCUGCACUAGAGUGUCGAGACGAUAUAAGUGGCACUUAGGCACGCUGGCUCAUAUUAUUCCUAAUAUCAACCUGGCAAUUUGCCGUACAUUUCUGAUUCGACAAUUAUAUUUACAUAUAGACCCAGAAAUCUACCUAUAGGUACGGCAAUUAUUCGUAACAUACGAUUAAAGAACUAAGUGUACCUAACGUUGUUAUUUUAUAACUGCGCUUAAAACCCAAUGUUAAGAGGCAAGACGCAUGAGCUGCAAGAUAAAAAAAGAUAAAAAAUAGUUUAUUCAAGUAGGCAUAUUACAAUGCGCUUAUGAACGUCAAAUAAACCUUUACCGGCUCCAACCGUACACCUCUGCCCCGAGAAGAUUUAAAUCCCCCCUCAAUUGGAGGAGGGUAUCCCAAUAUGGGACCGGCAACAAACUCGGCGGGACACAUCUUUUCAAAACAUUAUUACAUCUUAUAAUUAACAUGCAUUACGAGUAAUUAAUACAAUUUAAAUUACUAUAGAAUUCAUGCAAUUAUACUCAGUGAGUACAUAACUUUAUAGAAUUUGAUAUAAAAAAUAAACAUAUAUGCACAUGAAAUCACAAAUACGUAGCUCUUUCAGAAAACAAAUCAAAUCUUACAAAAGGAAAAGAAAAUAAAAUCAAUAAAAGAAAUGAGAAUACAUAUUAUAUGAAUCUAACUGAUUGUUAUGAGAUGCUUUCAUACAAUUUGAUGUGCUUUCUUACCUGAGCUGAGUCACCUUUAACUCUACACAUAAUACAAUGUUUUUAAUUGCUACUUGUCGUUAUUACAGUUUCUGGUUUGGACCAUGCAUGUUUGUCUGUCAAGUAGUCCUCGACUCUGUAAUAAGCCUUCAACAUCAAUGACUUUUUUAAGUAAUUCUUAAGAGCUGGAAAGGGUAAUCUUAAAGCAUCCUCAGGUAACUUGUUAUAAAAAUGAAUGCAUUGCCCAACGAAUGACUUCUGUACUUUACGAACACGAAACUUUCUGAUAGCAAGCUUAAAAUAUCUUUUUUGUUAUAAAUAAUAUUUUCGUGUUGUUUUCUGUAUGUUUACAAACUCAUGCGCCUCUGGGCCUCGGUCGAUGCGUUAGUACUAUUACACCGUACUCCCCGAUCAAUGGAAAAGGUGUCGAGGUCUGCCUAUAAAAGUCAAAGAUUUUGCUCCAUUAAUGAACAUAUAGUGAUUACCUAUUGUUAUAAGCCGGUACUUAGCUAUCUUGAGCACGUUUUUUUUGUGAUUUGGUACAGGGUCGGAGCUUGUAGCGAAAUUGUGGUUUACUUUUAGACCGUGUUGAAAACGCUGGUCCGAGACCAAAGUGAAGGCGGAUAAUUGAUUUAUACGAUUAAUUGAUGCUGUACUAUAAUUAGAUUACCCUACAUAUAUUAUGCUGAUUAUAAUAUUUAGGUGAUAUUUUUACGUUGUUAACUUAUUUAGGCCCACUUGCACCAUUCCACUAACCCGGGAUUAAGCGGUUAAACCGAUAACAUAGUAUCUAAUUGUACUGGUAACCAUGGGAACGCCAGGUUUAUCAAGUUAACCCCGGGUUAGUGGAAUGGUGCAAGUGGGCCUUAGUGGAAUUGUUUUCUCGGCACUUAUUUGUGAAAUUGACUAUAAUAUUCUGAUGCGGUUAUUGGUAUUUUACGUGCUAGUAAAAUGGUGGUAGAACUAUUUCCGUGCUUAGUAUGUUACUGUUGGUUUGUGAAUGUUACAAAUCGCAGAGUGUUGUGGUGGUGCAGGCGAGCAGUCAAUUAGAUGCGUAGGGCAUGUUCAAUAAACACCCGUUUAUCUCUAUUUGCGUAAUUAAUAUUUCCUGAAAUAUAUAGUAGGUACCUAACAAGUACUUGGGUACGACGCAUUUUUUGUGUAUAAAAUAUUCUUUAAAAAAAAACAUGGCAAUUGGUAGUAUUUUGGUAACCAGAUUUUUUAUGUAGGUAUAUUUAUUUAAAUUCAUUACUUCUAUGUAACAGACUACACUGCUAAAAAUGCCACACACCCUUAUAAUGAAUGAAAGUCAUCCGUAAGCGGAAUUCAAGAUAUUUUUAAAUAUUCCAAUUUUUCAAUAAUUUUACAGCCUUCCUGAUGUUAAAUCCUAAUCAAUUUGAAGCAAUAAAUAUUAUCUAAACAUUUACCCACAUUAUUAUUGACACUAAGAAUGUGAGAACAAAUAUUUAGUCUAAUACAAAUAUAUAUGUAGAUAAAUUAUAUUGUAGAUAACAUUCCACCAUCUAGUCUCGUAAGCAGUUUUAUUUGGUGAACAGUGCACCCAGCAUUCUUUAUGAUAUAUCUUUAAGUUCCUGUUUGAAUUAUAAGGAUGUUUUUUUUUAAGACAGUUAUUUCAAUGGAACGUCUAUUAUGUUUGAAAAAUAUUUCAAAUAUGUGUUGCGUGCAGCUGAAAAAAUGAAAGUUUGAAAAACAAAGCGCAACAAUACAAACUUUGUAUGGACAUUCCAUUUAGAUAUCUGUGCCUUGCAACAAAUUGCACUUAGAACACGUACCUAGUGCGCCGUCGAACUACGCUCCGAAUUUGUUAAAUAUAUAAGUUGUAAAUAAAUACCUAAAUUAUA